Andrographis paniculata is the source of this 2544-nucleotide messenger RNA. RefSeq names its product protein CHROMATIN REMODELING 35-like. Lineage: Eukaryota; Viridiplantae; Streptophyta; Magnoliopsida; Lamiales; Acanthaceae. Gene Ontology annotation, molecular function: ATP-dependent chromatin remodeler activity; ATP binding. The record is from RefSeq and is a predicted model, not a curated record. The transcript is spliced from 4 exons. The coding region runs from base 1 to 2544 and encodes 847 amino acids. Gene Ontology annotation, biological process: gene silencing by siRNA-directed DNA methylation.
AUGAGUUCUAGGGACAAAAAAAGGAUGAAAACGGAUCGAGGAGUCGAAUCCAGUGAUAAUGCACGUUCGAAUUCAAGGGGAUCUCAGUCCAACAGAGAACGAACGCCCCCCAUUGUAAAUGACCGUGAAUCAAUAGUCACGGGAAGGAUUCUAGAAGGGCUGGACGAGGGAAAAGACGAAAACUUAAGUGAAUAUAGCAGUGAGUUAGAAAUUCAUAGACGCCAAUUACAUGAGCGCUUAUUCGGAAGGGAAUAUGAAAUUCCGAUCCCUGCAGGCCCUCAUCCUGAAAUUAUCAUUAUCAGUGAUUCAGAUGACCAAGACACAGAAGAGUGGACUGAGAACGUCGAACCUGAAGCUGACAUUUCUGAGCAUUGUACAAAUUUUCCAAUGCAAGAUCCUGAGAGACGACAAUUCAUUCAGGACCAACUUUAUCAGUUGUUUGAUAAACCUUUGUUCGAUGAGCCCGAGCUGGCAAACUCUGAAAGGGAGGAUGAUGGCUCGGAUGAUGAAAGCCAGCUGGAAAGUGAAGAGACUCCGGAUGUCAGUUUCGAUGACCUGGGCGACGUGUGGAGCGAGAUGGCAGUUGCAAUGGAGUGCGCGAAGGAUGUUUUUGAACCUACUUUGCAUGCGAAAAAUGGCGGUGAGGGUGAAGAAGACUGUGACCAUUCUUUUAUAUUCAAAGAUGAUAUAGGCGAUGUUUGUCGCAUUUGUGGGGUGAUUAAAAGGCCAAUUGAAACAAUUGUCGAAUAUAAUUUCUCCAAGGCCCAGACAAGUUCCCGAACUCGAAGUUAUGGAGGGCGGAAUCCCGGAGGGCAUGAUCAAUCAGAAACCUUGUCGGAUGGUUUAGAUUUACCCAAUAAUAAUGAUUUUAUUGCUGCUGAUAUGCAUCCACACCCGCGACACCGGAGGGAGAUGAAACCUCAUCAAGUUGAGGGAUUCAAUUUUCUUGCGAGCAAUGUAAUGUCUGAGAACCCCGGAGGUUGUAUCAUGGCUCAUGCUCCGGGCUCCGGUAAGACAUUCAUGAUCAUCAGUUUCCUUCAGAGCUUCAUGGCGAAGUAUCCUGCAGCUCGGCCCCUGGUUGUGCUUCCCCGGGGGAUUCUGCCCGUCUGGAAGAAGGAGUUUCUUACAUGGCAGAUCGAAGAGAUACCCCUCUACGACUUCUACUCAGUUAAGGCAGACAAUCGUGGCCAGCAGCUUCAAGUUCUGAAGGAAUGGGCCGAAAGGAGGAGCAUUCUGUUUUUAGGGUACAAGCAGUUUUCUUCCAUCGUCUGCGAUGUUGAUGACAGGCCAGCUCCUUUGGCUUGCAAAAGUUAUUUGCUUAAAGUCCCUUCAAUCGUCAUCCUCGAUGAAGGGCAUACACCGCGGAACCCAGACACCGCUAUUCUGAGGUCUCUUGGGAGCAUUGAAACCACAAGAAAGGUUGUUCUUUCGGGUACUCUUUAUCAAAACAGCGUGAGAGAAGUUUUCAGCAUUUUAGAUCUGGUCCGCCCAAAUUUUCUUAUGAUGGAAGAUUCUAAAAUAAUUUUGAGGCGGAUCGUGAGCAGGGCUGAGAUUUCUAGCAGUCGGAGUCUGAGUAAACUUGGUAGAGGCAACGGCGGCUUCUACAAGACGAUAGAAGACUGCUUGAUAAAGGAUGAGAAUCGCAGCCGAAAAGUGGCUCUGAUACAAGAUUUGCGCGAGAUGACUAGGAAGGUCCUGCACUACUACAAGGGGGACAACCUUGAAGAACUUCCUGGACUUGUAGAUUUGGCUGUCUUCCUGGAGCUCAGUCCUGCGCAACGAUCAGAAGUUGAGGAGAUGAAAAAUUUGCAGAACAGGUUCGCAAUUAGUGCACUCGCAAGUCCCAUUUAUGUACACCCGAUCCUGAAGGAGGUCGCGAAGAACUCUGGUGGAAGAGGCAGAGUGGACGAGGGGAGAAUUCACCCAUUAUUAGAGAAGCUAGACAUUCGUGACGGGGCAAAGCUUAGCUUCUAUAUAAAUCUCCUCCAGCUUUGCGAAUCCACCGGAGAGAAGCUGAUCGUCUUCGGCAACUUUCUGUUGCCCCUGAAAUUUCUGGAGAUAAUGACCAGUAAAUUGAAGGGCUACAGUGUUGGCCGCGAGAUGUUCGUGAUUACAGGCGACUCCGACACAGAUGCUCGGGAGUCUGUGAUGGAGCAAUUCAAUCAGUCCCCGGCAGCCAGAGUCUUCUUCGGUUCUGUCAAGGCAUGCGGCGAGGGAAUCUCACUCAUCGGGGCUUCUCGCAUUCUCAUCCUCGACGUUCACCUGAACCCCUCAGUGACCCGGCAGGCGAUAGGAAGGGCGUUCCGGCCGGGACAGACGAGGAAGGUUUAUACUUACCGGUUGAUCGCGACCGGCUCACUUGAAGAGGCGGACCAUGCUGCAUGCUUCAAGAAGGAAUCCAUCGCCAAGAUGUGGUUCGAAUGGGAUGAGCGCAGGGGUCAGGACAACUUCGAAAUGGAGCCUGUCCACGUUGAUGCGUGCGGAGACAUGUUUCUGGAAACUCUACUGUUGAAAGAAAAUGUCGCAGCUGUCUACCGGAGGUGA